Molecule: messenger RNA, 2090 nt
Organism: Lontra canadensis (Northern American river otter)
Lineage: Eukaryota; Metazoa; Chordata; Mammalia; Carnivora; Mustelidae
Gene: NAGPA
Product: N-acetylglucosamine-1-phosphodiester alpha-N-acetylglucosaminidase
Exons: 11
Coding region: 31-1668 (545 amino acids)
Source: RefSeq, a predicted model, not a curated record
GGCCCACGUGAUCGGAGGCCCUGUUCCAACAUGGCGGCCUCCAUGGGUCGCUGGCUUCUCUUCCUCCUUGAGCUGCUCGGCUUCCUCACGGAGGCGACCAGCGGCCUCGACUGGGGGGCCUCCCGAGACGACGACUUGCUGCUGCCCUACUCCCGCGCGCGCGCGCGCUCCGCCCGGGACUGCUCAAGGGUGCGCGCCGGAAGUCGCGACCACGAGAGCUGGCCACCUACCACGGCGACCACCGGCACCCGCGGCCCGGCGGUGCGCACCUUCGUUUCGCACUUCGCAGACCGCGCGGUGCCCGGCCACCUGACGCGGGUGGCAGAGCCCCUGCGCACCUUCUCGGUGCUGGAGCCCGGUGGGUCCGGCGGCUGCGCUUCGAGGCGCCGCGCAACCGUGGAGGAGACGGCACGGGCAGCUGGCUGCAGAGUCGCCCAGAACGGCGGCUUUUUCCGCAUGAGCACGGGCGAGUGCCUGGGGAACGUGGUGAGCGCCGGGCGCCGGGUGAGCAGCGCCGGGGGGCUGCAGAACGCGCAGUUCGGGAUCCGCCGCGACGGGACCCUGGUCACCGGGUACCUGUCUGAAGAGGAGGUGCUGGAAACCGAGAAUCCAUUUGUGCAGCUGCUGAGUGGGGUCGUGUGGCUGAUCCGCAACGGAAGUGUGUACAUCAACGAAAGCCAGGCGACCGAGUGUGAUGAGACGCAGGAGACAGGUUCCUUUAGCAAAUUCGUGAACGUGAUGUCAGCCAGGACAGCUGUGGGACAUGACCGGAAAGGACAGCUGGUGCUCUUCCACGCAGAUGGGCAGACGGAGCAGCGGGGCAUUAACCUGUGGGAGAUGGCAGAGUUCUUGCUGAAACAGGACGUGGUCAACGCCAUCAACCUGGAUGGAGGGGGCUCCGCCACCUUUGUGCUCAACGGGACCUUGGCCAGUUACCCAUCAGAUCACUGCCAGGACAACAUGUGGCGCUGUCCACGCCGCGUGUCUACCGUGGUGUGUGUGCACGAGCCCCGCUGCCAGCCACCUGACUGCAGUGGCCACGGGACCUGUGUGGAGGGUCGCUGCCAGUGCACGGGAUGCUUCUGGCAGGGCGCGGCCUGCGACAAGCUGGACUGUGGCCCCUCCAACUGCAGCCUGCACGGGCUUUGCACAGAGACUGGCUGCCGCUGUGAAGCUGGAUGGAUGGGCUCCAACUGCAGUGAAGCUUGCAGCAAUGGCUCCUUCGGGGCAGACUGUGCCAUGAAGUGCAGAUGUCAGAACGGAGCUGCCUGUGACCCCGUCCAGGGGACCUGCACCUGUCCUCCUGGCUUCACUGGAGACACCUGUGAGCAGGAGUGUCCCCUCGGCUGGCACGGGCCAGGCUGCCAGAUGCCUUGCAAGUGUGAGCACCAGUGUCCCUGUGACCCCCAGACUGGCAACUGCAGCCUGGCCCAGGCACCAGCCCUUAACAGCAUCUUCUCCCAAGUGAAACAAUGUCUCCGGCCAUCUGAGACCACCCCAAGAACAGGAGAACUCUCCCUUCUCACCGGCUCUCAGCUCAUGGCCCAGCCCCACCCACACUGGAGGUGGGAAUCAGGUGUGGGUAUGAAUGAAAAGCUCCUGGUGAUGUCCUGGAGGACAGUCUUAUCAUUAAUAAUGCAGAUCCCAGGUCCCUCCUGGAUGUCCUGACUCAGUGAGCCUGGGGUGAGGCUCUGAAGGCCCAGAAUCACACCUGAAGAAAACCCCUGGAAACAUCCUUUGAAAAUGCUCCCAGAGCAGGGACAGUGGCUCCCAGGAGCACCUGGCCCCUGGUCUUAAGUUCAGGCUCCUCAGGUGUGAGACUUUGAGCCCCUCCUCCCCAGUGCAGACCUGCAGACCAGCUGACAACUGCCGGCAAGGGAAGGGGAGCCCUGGGGGGCUGACAAGCAUGUCCCCGCCCCCAGCAGUGUGCUCUUGUCUGCUUUUGCAUCGAGGGCUUCAGCCACAGAGUUCACAUGAAGGAGGAAAACAAGGAUCGUUGAAAGACCCCGCCAGCUCCCCAGGAGGGAGGAAGGGGUGCAGUUCUCCCUGCUCUGUCUCCUUUGAGGUUUCUAACAUCCCCCAGAGCACGG